AUGUCGAGUAUUACUAUUAUAUUAAUUAUUUUUAUUAAUAAUAUUUAUCAAAUAAUAGCAAUAACUCAAUGUAAUUUAUUAAAUCCUGUUGAUUUACAAUCAGCUACAUAUAAUCAUUCAUUAAUAUUACGUGUACAACCAAUAUAUUCAUCGGAAACUAUUGAAAAAAAAAUUUUAAUAAGUGAAGUUCUUAUACAUGAAGUAAUAAAAAUAUCAUCAAAUAAUUAUCAUAAAAUAAAAAUGAAUGAUUUAAUACUUAUACGAAUGGAUAAUGAUAUUGAAGAUAUAUAUAAUGAUUCAUGUUGGUAUUUAUUACAUAUAACAACAAUUGAUAUUAUACUUUUUCUUAAUGAAACAAAUACAAAUGAUUUCGAUUUACGAUAUCCACCUAUUGAAUCAACAUUAUAUGUUCGACAUCAUAUUGAUGCUGUUAUAAAUCAUGAAACUUAUGCACCUCAAGUAAUAAUUAAAACGCAAUUUGAUAAACCGAUUUUAUUCAAUAGUUAUUCUUUACAAUGUAAUGUUCGUGGUAAUCCAUUACCACGUUUAUUAUGGAGUAAAUAUAAUCAAACAUUAGGAUAUUAUCCAUUAGAUAAUCAAUGUAAAACAUCAUGUCGAAUUUAUUCUAUUCAAAAUGAAUAUGAAUCAAUUUUACAUUUUCAAACAUUAACUAUUGACGAUCGUGGCAUUUAUGUAUGCCAUGCAGAAAAUGCAAUAAAUUAUACGAUGACGAAUGUCUAUAUAGAUGUCAAUCAAACUAAUAUAAUAAAUCGAUCAAAUAUAAAUGUGACUUGUGCUAUUUUAAAAUAUUGUCAUUAUCGAGGUCAAUGUGUUAGUGUUGAUAAUCAAUGGAAAUGUUUAUGUAAUAAACAAUAUAUUGGUGAAGAAUGUGAAACAAAUUAUGAUGAUAUAAUAAGAAAACAAAAUAAUGAAAUUCUUUUAUUUAAAUCACGUUUAUUAACUGGUUGUAUUUUAAUUCUUAUUUGUUUUAUUAUAAUAUUAAUUUCUAUUAUAUCUUAUUUUAAUGUUAAAAAUAAUAAAAUAAAACAAAAAAAUUGUUCAACAUCAAAAUCAAUUACUAAUAGAAAAAUUUUAAAAUCUCAAUUGAUUGAACAAAUUAAUAAAUCUGAAUUACAACAAUCAUUAUCAAUUCCUUUAGUUCGCAUGAUAAAUAAUCGUUCAAUAUUAAUGAAAGACUCAGCAGCAGCAACAACAACAACAAUAGAUAAUGAUGAAUAUAAAAAUUCAAAUGGUUAUUGUGGUUCAAUAAGAGCAAAUGAAGAAUUUUUUUCAUUAAAAAUGAAUAAUACUAAUGAUUCAAAUAUUCCUAUAUCAACAAAUAAUUUACUUCUUUCUAAAGAUUAUUUAGAAUAUUAUCAACCAGAUUCUCAAUCAGGUUUAAUACGACCUUUAAAUAUUCAUACAAAUCGAUUAAAAUAUUAUAACAAAAAAUCUUUCAAUUGA
Rotaria sp. Silwood1 is the source of this 1464-nucleotide messenger RNA. The record is from the annotation of a GenBank genome assembly. NCBI's taxonomy places the organism in Eukaryota, Metazoa, Rotifera, Eurotatoria, Philodinida, Philodinidae.